AUGGAAUUCCAGUCAAAUAAAAAUCGUGAGAUUGGUUCUUCACUAUUUGGUUUUCAAGAUGAUUUAACUUUAGUUUCAUUUGUACCCAAACAAAAUAAAGCUGUAUUAGUACUUUCCUCAAAACAUGAUGAUAAUCAAGUGGAUAUAAAAACUGGAAAGCCCAUUAUUAUUUUGGACUAUAAUAAAACAAAAGGAGCUGUCGAUACUGUCGAUCAAAUGUGUCAUAAAUAUACGGUGAAAAGAGGUACAAAGCGAUGGCCACUUUGUAUCUUUUUUGGAAUGAUAGAUAUUGCUGCUAUAAAUGCUCUGGUCAUAUGGAAGACGAAAAAUCCUCAAUGGAAUGAAAAUAAAAAAUAUCAACGUCGAUUAUUCCUGGAAGAAUUAGGAUUAAGUUUAGUAUCGGAUCUUCUGGAUUUUCGAUCAAAAACGUCGAAAUUUCUGAAUAAAGAUAUUGAACACGCAUUAGCUAUUGUCGGUUAUCCUAUGGUGAAAAAUCUACCAGAACCAAAUGGAAAUUCUACACAAUCAAAAAAACGAAAACGAUGUUCGAUUUGUGAAGAUCCAAAGGAUAAAAAAACUUCAAUUCAAUGUUCUCGUUGUUCCAAAUUUGUUUGUAAUGAACAUUCUGUAAAAAUCAUUUAUUGUGCUAACUGUGCCAAAUAA
Messenger RNA from Rotaria sordida, 663 nucleotides. NCBI's taxonomy places the organism in Eukaryota, Metazoa, Rotifera, Eurotatoria, Philodinida, Philodinidae. The record is from the annotation of a GenBank genome assembly.